CCAUAUAAUUGGUUCGUGUCUCCCUAUAUUUCUUGCAACGCUUCACUCGGUUUUCUAAACAAAAACAAGAAUAUUUGUGCUCAAAUCAAGAAAAUUUAAAAAAGUAAUAAUUUCAUAGCUACACAUCAAACGCCACAUCGCUUUAAACAUAGCUAUAUAAAUUCUAAUAGAAAUAUGUCCACUGUCUUCAGUCACUUUGAAGAAACAACCGUAGAAGCAGCGGAAUAACCUGGCCAACCUAUUCAAAUCACAAAAAAAAAAUUAAUAAAUAAAUUACAAUAUCCAUGCAUUGCUCCUAUUGCAAUCACUCUGUUGCUGAGGACGAUGACUAUCUGGAAUGCGUAGAAUGUGAAUCUCUUGUGCAUGCCAAAUGCCUGCGCACGUGCCGGCCUGGUGAUUUGUUGGGUGAUGUUUUCUUUGACUUUACAUGUGCCGAUUGCAUGAAUCUACAAUACGAUGCACCCUCUACUUCAUCGUCGGCAAAGUCAGUUGCUCCACGGGAGAAUUUCGUGCGCCAGCGUUUGUCUUGGUUCAUGAUAGUGACUUUAACCUUAUACAAUUUAUUCAUGAAGUCUAAGGGACUUAGUCAUCAUGGCUUCUUUCAUUGGCGCUCACACAUAGUGAGCUUCGUCAACAAAAACUGGGAUUAUCUAAUGGAGCCUGGGACGCGCCGUCGCAAAAAUUGGUUUGGUUCCAUAUCGGGGAAUUUAUCUCACUAUAGUCCUGAGUUUUUCUUGUCGGGUCAAGAAACAAUUCAGAAGUCGGGUUGGUGGCGCCUAACUCAGACUAACUUAACUCCAAGAAUAAUUCAUCGAAAGUAUGAGGAAUUAACUCAGAGGCGUUCUCAAAUGCGUAACGAUAAACGACUGCACGAAAAUGCUGAUAGCAUAGAUGAGGAGCAAGAAUACAAGCGUACGCGACUUCCCGAUUCGGAUAACGAAGCGGCGUCUGUAGCUGACGGAUGCAGUCGUACAAUACCGUACAUGGGCCGCACACCCAAAGUGGCCAAACAGCUUAACAUUGUGGAUGAUGACAUUAAAAAUUUCCAAGAGCAACAACCGCUUAACACUGUUCAAUCAAACUUAAUGGACUUUUUGGCUGAGAAUUUAGCCAACUACGAUUUAUUCAGUACCUUGCCAAAUAUCGCACCGGAAACCUUAGUGGGCGGCGAUGAAAAAAAUGACUUGCUACCCUUACUAGAUGCACACAAUGAUAAUGUGGGGCUAUUUGAUACACCUGAAACCAAAGCCAACGUCAACGCAGAUAUAUACGGCGCGAAUUCUUCAGAGUCAAUAGCUGAUAAGUUCAAAAGUUUCUGCAAUACAGAAUAUCAGACUGAACACAACACGCCAGCAACGAUCGGAAUUGAGCAGCUCACCCAGGAAGAUUCAAUGCAAACCACUUCCGACUACAGUAAUGAUGCCGAAGAAGACGAUGAGCAUCAGCCACGCAUAGUACAAGUUACAAACUUCCAGCAACUUAAACAAUCGCCAAAGAAAGACCAAGUUCGAUCGACAGAAGAACAACAGCAAUUAGAUAAUUUCGAGCAAGAAAUAAAGAAAGAAGCAAAAUCUGACGUGGAGCAAUCAGAAACUGAAAACAAACAGAGUAAAAAGAAAGACGCUGAAUUUAAUGAUUCCAAAAUAGUACAACACACAAAAUCGGUAAAUGAAACCGCAGAAAUCUCAUCAACUUUAGGUGCUUGCAAGCCAAGUCUCUUUACGAAGGUUCCUCGACGGAAUUGGCCAUGGUUGGUCGAUGAAGAGGUGGAGGAUGAUGUGACAAAAGAACAAAUGGACAAUCAGCCAACUGAAAAGAAGCCAUUUGAACAGGACGAAAGAAUAAUUAUGAUGAGUGAAUCCGAGGAAGCUGAAUUGUUGCACAAGUUGCGUAAAUUGUUUGAUCGCGAGGAGCAAUGUAAACUUCUAAUUCCCGCUUAUGUGCGCCGCUUCUACAGAAAACUGUGUGUGCGUGAAUGGAAGCGUAAACGUGGCAAAACGCUUUUUAAUUUAGAUGAGCAAAUUAAUGCCAAGAGCAAUGAUAGGAAUGACAACAAUACGCAAAUAAUUGACCGCUACCAGUUGAUUUCGCUUUCAACGGAAAGUAAACGUAAAUCAUUUUAUGCACGCAUCGCUGGUUCAUUUGACUACGAAAUGUUUGAAUCACCAUAUUCCCAUCGAAUUUUGCACCCGUUUAUAUACAGGGAUAAAACAUUAGCACCCCCGUGGUUAAAGCUGAUGUGCGAGCUUCAAUUUACAGUCAAUAAAGAGUAUCCUUUCCGCUCACCGAUUGAUUUUUGCUAUGUGCGCCCUAAUCAUAUAGCAGCAGUGAAUGCUUUGCUUCAAACUACUUUUUGGCCUGGCAUUGACAUGUCCGAGUGCCUCAGCUAUCCGGAUUACAGUGUAGUUGCGCUCUAUAAUAAAUUGAUCGUGGGCUGCGGCUUCCUUGUACCUGACGUAGGCUUCAAUGAAGCAUACAUUUCAUUUAUGGCCGUUCGCCCUAAUUGGCAGCGUUGCGGCAUAGGAACUUUUAUGUUAUAUCAUCUCAUACAGACGUGCAUGUCAAAAGAUAUUACGUUGCAUGUAUCCGCCUCCAAUCCGGCCGUUGUGCUGUACCAGAAAUUCGGCUUCAAAAUUGAAGAGGUAAUCCUGGACUUUUAUGAAAAAUAUUUACCCGCUAAUUCAAGGCAAAGCCGAACCGCAUUUUUCCUACGACUAUUGAGAUCGUAGUAUGUAUUAGUUUAUGAAUUAGAUAAGAAAUAAAAUAUAUAUAAGGAAAAUAAAGAGAAUAAAAAAAAUAA
Anastrepha obliqua is the source of this 2800-nucleotide messenger RNA. It is a transcript of the gene Atac2, whose product is annotated as cysteine-rich protein 2-binding protein. Bases 285 to 2729 code for a protein of 814 amino acids. Gene Ontology annotation, molecular function: acyltransferase activity, transferring groups other than amino-acyl groups. Lineage: Eukaryota; Metazoa; Arthropoda; Insecta; Diptera; Tephritidae. The record is from RefSeq and is a predicted model, not a curated record. The transcript is spliced from 10 exons.